AUGGCCGCCGCGCCAGACCCUCUCUCGUCGUCAAUGGCGGGUCUUAAUGUAUCCGCUCCAUACCUCUCCUCCGACUCAUCAUCUGUCGACGACGAUGCUCCUCUCCCAUUCCCUGAAGCUCUCCCUCGCGCCGACUUUCUCGCUGAAGACUUUCAACCUGCCGCUUAUCUAUCUGCUUUACCACAUCGUCACCAAACACUUGAGGAUUUGAGAUCCGACCUACGCGACAGGAGUGCUGCUAUAAGCUCUGAGCUUCUGGAGCUUGUCAAUUCAAACUACACAGCGUUUUUGUCUCUGGGUAGCGAAUUACGAGGCGGCGACGACAAGGUUGAGGAUGUCAAAGUUUCUCUGCUAGGAUUUCGAAGAGCUAUUGAAGAAGUCAAAACCAAGGUGACGGAGCGCAAGGAAGAGACGAAUAAUCUCAAUGGAGAGCUUCGUGGUGUACGAUCAGCUAUUGAGAAAGGUCGAAAGAUGAUGGAGCUAUCCGAAAGACUCACAUCUUUGGAAGACCGACUCUCUUUGGGAAGUCUACCAGCUGACAACGAAUGGGACGAAGAAAGUGAAGAUGAAGAUGAGGACGAAGAUAACUACGGAAGUUCGCCAGCCAAAUUACUCGCUUCAGCUCAGGAAUGCAGUAGAAUCACCAAGCUCUUCGAAGCUUUGGAUCCCGAUACACCAUAUGUUAUCAAGAUGGAGGAGCGUUUGACACGUUGCCGAAACACAUUACUUCUAGACUUGGGCAAUGCGCUGAAAGAAGCCAAGAAGGCAGGCGUCAAAGGUCAAGACAGAGUUCUUAAGUGUCUGGCGAUAUAUAGAGUGCUGGAUGCACAAUCAGAGGCCGUAAAGGCUCUCCGAGGUGGCUAA
Fusarium coffeatum is the source of this 864-nucleotide messenger RNA. RefSeq lists its product as uncharacterized. Gene Ontology annotation, cellular component: COG complex; membrane. The record is from RefSeq and is a predicted model, not a curated record. Gene Ontology annotation, biological process: intra-Golgi vesicle-mediated transport; protein transport; Golgi organization. Lineage: Eukaryota; Fungi; Ascomycota; Sordariomycetes; Hypocreales; Nectriaceae. The transcript has a single exon. The coding region runs from base 1 to 864 and encodes 287 amino acids.